Messenger RNA from Meloidogyne enterolobii, 1604 nucleotides. NCBI's taxonomy places the organism in Eukaryota, Metazoa, Nematoda, Chromadorea, Rhabditida, Meloidogynidae. The record is from the annotation of a GenBank genome assembly.
AUGACCACGCGUUUUGUUGAGGGCGUUCAAAUAAGUCCAACAGAACCAAGCACUAGCAGUGAAAGUACAGCUGAAGCUUUUUAUUGUGGUUUUGAUUCAACACCUCAAUUAUCUUCAAAUUUUUCUAGAGAAUUAAAUGGACAAUUUUUCAAUAAACAAAAAACUAAAGCAAAAAUUAAUACGAAAUCAAUUUGGAAAGCAAAAUUAUAUAUUAAUUUGAUUGCUGGUGCUGCAAUUAUGCUUACCAUACUUGCUGGUAUUUUACUUUUUGUUGUUAUACCACACAUGGGGAGAAGUAAUUCUGAACAAAGACAAAGAAGGUUUCCUGGCAAUCGAGAACAUCGUUAUGAUUGGCCACCUCCAUCCUAUUCUUUAAUGGGACGCUUUAAAAAAGCAGCAAUUACUUGUGAUCAUGGAAUUUGUAGUGAAAUAGGUCGAAAUAUAUUAAUUGCUGGUGGAAAUGCAAUAGAUUCAGCAAUUGCUUCACUUUUUUGUUUGGGUGUUACAAAUCCACAAAGUAGUGGUUUGGGUGGCGGUUUUAUUAUGACAUUUUAUGAUAGAACAAAACAAAAAUGUUUUGUAUUAGAUGCAAGAGAAACAGCUCCUAAGGCUAGUCAUAAAGAAAUGUAUGGAAAAGAUGAAUGGGCUAGUAAGUAUGGUUUUCGUGCUAUUGCAACUCCGGGUGAGUUGGCUGGUUAUUGGAGAGCUUUUAAAGAAUGGGGAAGUGGGAAAGUAAAUUGGUCUGAUCUGAUAAUGCCUUCAGUGAAUUUAGCUAGAAAAGGUGUUCCAAUAAGUGAAUUUUUAGCUUAUGUAUUGAAUAUAAAAGAAAAUCAUUUGAAAACAUUACCUUCAAUGAAAAGUUGGUUUAAUCCAAAAACAAAUAAAGUAUGGCAAUUUGGUGAUAUAAUUAAACGUCCAGAAUUGGCAGGUUUAUUUCUAAUGAACGAAAUCCUGUUGAAUUAUUUUACAGAGGAAAAAUGGCUGAGGAGAUUAUUAAUGAAAUGGCGGACAAUGGUAUGUAUUUUUUGUUUAAAACAUGAAAUUUUUCUUUUAAAAAUUUUGGGCGGUAUUCUCACAAAAGAAGAUUUGCAGAACUAUAGAGUAUUAGUUCAUGAUUCUCCACUUUUGGUAGAUGGAUUCUCAGGGAAUUUGAGAAUGUGUGGUCCACCCCCUCCUUCUUCCUUUGCUGUUACACAAGCAAUUGUUGCUACAAUGACUUCUAAAUUUUCUAAUUAUACUCGUUGGGGCAAUCCGUUAAAUGGAGUUCUUGAUGAUACCGAGUUUUAUCAUUGGUUAAUUGAAACACAAAAAUUUGCCUAUGCAAAAAGAACCCGUCUUGGAGAUAUACAUUUUGUACCACAGGCAAAAGAAUUGGCAAUAAAUAUGACACAAAGAGAAUUUGCAAAAAUGAUUUUAAAAAAAGUACCUCCAAAAGCCAUGUUUUCAACAUAUUAUACUGAUGGAAAUCCUAUUAAUGCUCAAAAGGAAGAUCAUGGUACUUCACAUGUUUCUGUACUUGAUGCAGAUGGAAAUGGCGUUUCUGCAACCAGUACUGUUUGGUGCUGUCGUGCAAUCCGAAAAAUUAGGAAUUGUUUGGAAUGAUG